Monopterus albus (swamp eel) is the source of this 3743-nucleotide messenger RNA. RefSeq names its product POP1 homolog, ribonuclease P/MRP subunit (gene pop1). Gene Ontology annotation, biological process: tRNA 5'-leader removal. The coding region runs from base 176 to 3097 and encodes 973 amino acids. Lineage: Eukaryota; Metazoa; Chordata; Actinopteri; Synbranchiformes; Synbranchidae. The transcript is spliced from 16 exons. Gene Ontology annotation, cellular component: nucleolar ribonuclease P complex; ribonuclease MRP complex. The record is from RefSeq and is a predicted model, not a curated record.
AAUUGCACAGAAGGGGUGCUAAUGUAACAAUCCUGGAUGCCAACGCACUACAAAUACCUAAAGAAGAAGAAGAAGAACUCACAUGGUAGCUAACUGUUAAGGGAGAACGAUUACGUUUGGAACAAAGUUUCUGGAGUACACUCAUACUGGGGAAUCUAGAGCAACUCUGUAGAAAAUGUCAUCUGCUAAAGUGAAGAUGCGGGAGAAGAAGAUGAGAAACCAGCCUGCUAGUGUGCAGUAUCCAGCUUCUCCCCUAAGUAUGGAGAGCAGUGCACAGAACGGACAAGACGCCGCGGUUACUGGUGGAGGUGGUGGUCCAUCAUACAUGCCUCCUAAAGAAGGGUCAAAGCCCCCUCAGCAACAGAGAGGAUGGGUCCGUGGACAUAAGAAAGGUGGUGGAGGCUACGCUAAGGAAAUGCCCAAGUACAUUUCUGCUGGUGCUUUUGCUAGGGCUAGGGCAGCAGAGGUGAGCGCCAUGCUAAAAGCUAUCACCAAGACCACGAGUAGCUGCCACGUUUUCGGAGCCCUGCCCAAACACAUGAGGAGACGGGCCAUGAGCCACAACACCAAGCGGCUCCCUCGCCGACUGAGAGACGCGGCAUACAGAAUGCGGGAGAAGAGUCUCCAGGCCAAGAAGAAGGAACAGGCAAAGAGCAAGAGCCGCAAGGCGCGUCGGCGGCAUGGAAACCUACUGCUGGAGUUUAACCGACGCCAGAGAAAGAAUGUGUGGCUGGAGACACACAUUUGGCAUGCCAAGCGCUUCCACAUGGUUAAAAAGUGGGGCUACUGCCUUGGGGAUAGGCCCACAUACAAAUGUUACCGUUCCUGCUACAGAGCCAUGAGCACCCAUUGCUUGCUACAGGACCUUUCAUACUACUGCUGCAUAGAGCUCCAGGGAGAAGAAGACAAGCUGCUGGCCUCUUUAUCACAACUGACCAGCAAAGAGACUGGUCCUACAUUUGCUGCAGCACUGUGUGUAUCAGGGCGACGACAGGGCAGUGUGGUGGUCUACAGAGCAGGACAUUAUCCCUCACAGCCCCUGGGCCCUGUCACCUUUCUUUGGAGAGUCCGUACACAGGGCUCAACACACAGACAGCUAUGGAUCUGGGCUCAUCCCACUAUUAAACAGGAUCUUGUUUCCGAGUUACAAACUGUGUGCCAGUGUUGUGAGGCUGUGGUGACCCCUGCUCCGACCUCAGAACAAGAACUUGUGCCUGAAAAGACCCAUGAAGCCAUGCAGAUCUCCCGGACCAAGAGAAAGCGGAGGUCCAAGGAUGACCAAGGACCUCCUGCUAAGAAGAUCCUGGGAGAUGGGACCAGAUCUCCCACCACCCCUGUCUCCUGGAAGUCCAGUUCAACUGGAAUAGUUAUAAACGAUCUUACAAUGGAGGUUGUAUGCUAUCGCCUGAUUGGACCACAGUCCCAUUCUGUUCUGGCUGAAACUUUGGAAGCUGCUACAGACUGUGAUGAAAUUAAUAAAACACAGCCAUCCUGCUUUUGGUGGCCUGAGCACUGCAAAGACGAGGGCAAGAUGAGUUUGCAUCAACAACAAGCUGAUGUCUUUCGCACACUGAAAGGCAUCUAUUCGACUGGAGAGCUCCCCUCGGGCACUGUGCUGGGUCUGACUGUAGAUGACCCCAGACUGACUUUACCAACAAAGAAGGUUAAAGCUUUGCCCUGUGUAAAGCGGGCACAAGAGGUGGAUGAGGAGAAGAGGAGGGAGCUGAUGCUGCGAGGAGUACCAGAACGUUACUGUCAGAGCUUCCUGUGGGAGCGGUCUGUACGAGACAACGUCACUGAGAACAAGAUAUCAGAGCAGGAGUUGAACCGUAUGAGGAGCGAAGUGCUGGUGCCCGGCUCCAGGCUGAGCCCCACUCCCCUGCAGGGCCGAGUCCCCAUCUUGUUGGUUCACCACCCUGGAAAGCAGGUGGGACAUGAGAUGAGCUCAUGGGGUGCUGGAUGGGACCUGCUGCUUCCUAAAGGCUGGGGCAUGGCCUUCUGGGUCCCACUGGUGUACAGAGGAGUUCGCAUUGGUGGGCUGAACAUGAGCCUGAAACAUUCUCAGAACAAAGGAACUCCCCACUUCCCUGAUGAUUACCCAGACUGCCCCGCAGGUGUUCGCUUUCAGGCGGAGCAGGAGGCUGAGCUCCUGGACAAAUUCAGAAGGCGUCCGCCCGCCAAAAGGACCAAUUACGUUAAACUCGGCUGUCUGGCUCCAUUCCGUUGCCCAUGGCAACAGCUGGCUGAGGAGUGGGAGCUCAUCAUGAAGGAAAGAGAGGAGAGGAAAGGUGGCAGCCAGACCCAAACCACAACAGCUGCUGACACAGUUACGGAGGAGAUGACAUUAUAUCCAGAUAUCACAGUAACAAAACCUCAAAGCCACUUCAAUGUACUGAGGAACAGAAAGUCUCUCAAGCUGCUCUCUGGUUGGUGCAGACCCACCACAUCUAAAGGUCAGAGGCCGUGUCGUGUCAGGGGUGUGACGACUCUCGAUUCUGCAGCUGUGACGUCUUUCCUUACAGAGCAUAGGAUGAGUCUGGUGUGGGUGCGGAUGUUGCUGCUGUCGAAGGGCAAACCAGAGCUCCAUGCCAUGGUGUGUGUGCCAGUCACAGAGGACAUCAAGCAGCUGAGCAAAGACACUGACAGCUGCGGCCCCCAGGAGCUACCACACAGAAACCACUUUAAAAGCAAACUCAAACACAGCAAGAAGGGCUCCAAGAAAGCUGCUGCAUCCUCUUUGUUCUCUGAUAAGAGUGAGCGUAAAGGGGUAGGCAAUCCAUCUGCCUCUGAACCACAGCUCACCACUUCUCCUGCAGACCGCAAAUCAUUCCAUCAGUCUUCAGAGGAUCCCAUCUUCGGGCUGUGGCCAGAUCCUCUGCCGAGUGUCACCUCUCACUGCUCCCGAGUGACUCUGGGUUGGGUUACACAGGGUGACUUCUCCCUGUCUGCUGGCUGUGGGGAGGCUCUUGGGUUUGUCAGUGUUGCUGGUCUCCUCAACAUGCUCCUCAGCCAGCCAAUGGAGCACAGAGGAAUAGUGCUGUUGCGCAACCCCACCUCCUUGUAUUAUCGCUUUGCCAAAAUCAACAUAGAUGUCUGACUGAAACACCUGUGCCUAUUUCCAAAAAAUACUGAAUUCUACAUGAAUGGAGAAAGAUAAAACCCGCCUUCAGUGGUGAGGCCUAUGGCUAGACGCUUAAUUAACGUAGUGAUCCUCGUGCCUUGAUAAUCACUUCUUUGCAUUGUGCCAGUGUUUACCUACAGUGUUGGCUAAAGAUAAGACUAAAGAAGUGCACGUGGCAUGAAUCUAAGCUACCUGGUGUCAGUGCUGGAAAGAAAGGAACAUCCUCAUUGUUUCAGUUGAAUAAGACUGUUUUUGCAUAUUUCUUUUCUUUAUCAGGAGCGCUUCAGACUGGGGUCAGUAAAAUACUGCAACUGAAUGAAAGGUUUUCAAAAGGAAGUAAUUUCUGGCUUAUUUUACAUCACUUAUCACAUCCAACGUAAUGAUACCAAGUGUUUUGCUGGUAUAGAAUUUGAAAGAAGUAAGAUUGAGUUAGAACUUUAGAAAUGUAUCAGCUUCUGUUUAAAAGUGCCACAUCCAAAAGGUUUUGUUUGAACAUAAGCUAAUAAAACACCUGUACUGCAACUAACAGAAUGUAAUGUGGGUAACUGUCACCUUCACAUGUUUAAAGCUGUAUGAGUGUUACAGCACACUUAACUGUACCUAUACCCAUGCUUAAAUACAU